Messenger RNA from Pocillopora verrucosa, 2318 nucleotides. Its product is annotated as POU domain, class 4, transcription factor 3. Gene Ontology annotation, molecular function: RNA polymerase II cis-regulatory region sequence-specific DNA binding; DNA-binding transcription factor activity, RNA polymerase II-specific. Lineage: Eukaryota; Metazoa; Cnidaria; Anthozoa; Scleractinia; Pocilloporidae. The record is from RefSeq and is a predicted model, not a curated record. Gene Ontology annotation, biological process: regulation of transcription by RNA polymerase II.
AACACAAUGAUAAUGAUUGUCUCUUUCUUUACGGGCACUCUCACUGCAUUUAAGAACAUUUUCACGCCAUGCUAGAAGGCUUCAGUUCACUGUGAAACGUCUCCGAGAUGAAUCGCGACAGUUUACUAAAUAAGACUCUUAGUCCUCCUCUGUCAUCUCGAGUGCCUAUUUCCCAUUCUAAUGGUAUUUCUUACUCUAAUUCUUCGCUUUCCGGAGGUCAGAUGAAUGAGCCAAGCUGGAUACCCUCGAUUCGUGGAUCUACUCACUCGCUGUCUUUCCCGUCAAGAUCUAACAACCUGAUUCCUCCAAGUGUGUUUGAUGGGUUUGACGACUCUCACUUACUCACUGCCUCGCAGCUCGAACCGAUGCCGAAAUAUCUCUCGACGAAGCAGAACAAACCGUCUGGAUUUACGAGCUUGCACAGCUAUCACUCCACGCACGGGCAUGAUACGAGCACGUAUGAUGCCCACGAUAUUCUGGAUCAAAUCUCGGCUUCGCUCCAACCAACAGUAAGUGAGUCAGCGUUUGAUAAACCGUUCGAAACGCCGUCUCCAGUCACCGCCACGCCUGUCCACUCUUUACACUCCGCUAUCCACUCUGCUAUUAGCGUCGCGGCCAGUAGCGACGAUGUAAUGAAUCCGCGAGAGCUAGAGUGGUUCGCAGAACGCUUUAAACAAAGAAGAAUCAAGCUUGGAGUCACUCAAGCGGACGUGGGAGCUGCGUUAGCUCAUUUGAAAAUCCCCGGCGUAGGAUCGUUAAGCCAGUCCACGAUUUGUAGAUUUGAGUCGCUUACACUAAGCCACAAUAACAUGAUGGCUUUGAAACCCGUGUUGACGGCGUGGCUAGAAGAGGCUGAAAAAGCGUACAAAUGCAAGAACACAACCAGCCAAUUCCUUCCUAAUUCGGAUAAAAAGAGAAAGCGAACAUCGAUUGGAGCUGCGGAGAAGCGUUCGCUGGAGGCCUACUUCGCGAUGAAUCCAAGACCUUCAAGCGACAAGAUAGCGUCGAUUGCAGAAAAACUAGACCUUUCAAAAAAUGUCGUGCGUGUUUGGUUCUGUAACCAGCGACAAAAGAAGAAAAGAAUGAAAUUCUCCGUUCAUUGAAAGAUGAAAUAACUUGGAGUAAAACAAAUUGAAUUUCCUUCCGAAAAUCCCGUCGGAAUCGCUCCAUGGAUCGACUUUCGUACGCGUGGAUGGCGAUACGGAGUGGUCAACAGCAAUUUUGGAGUAAAUUACAAAUGGUGAAUCUUAUUUCUAUUAUAGACUGAAAAUUUCGAGUCAAUGAACGAAGCAAGUCCUGAAUUUAUUAAGCCACUGAAGUUUAAAUAAGAAAGCCCGCCGCUACCUAAUGAACGGACGCGCUCGAAAAUGAGCGACAUAAUCCCGUUGAAAAGCGAUGCCUAUGCGAACUGUUAUGGAAGAUGUUCUGUUAUCCUCGAGAAACUUGUCGCGCACAGCUUAACAGCCCGCAGGUAAAUAAUAUUCAGUGUAUACCCUAUUAGCCUAACAACUAAAGGAAGAAAUUCCGAAGCACAAAUCACUUCCGCCGAGUAGUAAAAUUAUUCAUCGUACAUUUUGCCACAAUUUCAUCGUAGUUGCUACUAGAGUUUCGAUUUUAGGGCCGAGGAUUGAUGAUAAUAAGCCCCGAAAUCAUUUUUCCUUACACCUGUUUCAUUUUGGCAAAAUCAAUUUCCCCAUUUAUGAAAAGUUGAAUGUAUUACUUGCAAUUUAUGUAAAUUUGGAGGUUCUUUGUGAAGAAAAGCCGUUAAGACGUUAUUAGUUUAGCACAGAAUCGAAGGAACUACAGAAAAUCGUUAAAAUUAGACGAAAACAAAUAUGAAAACGUCCGUCGCUUCAAACGGUUUUUCUUCAAAUAGAACCACCACACACACAUCAAUUACGCGGCCGGGCUUGGCUUUGUUCAACAGUGCAGUCCAAUGAAAGCGAUCCUUUUAAUUGCUUACAAACACUUCAGUAAAGAACUUAUACUGCUAGAUAGCAAUAAUGGCAUAGGCCGGGAAAGUAUAUGUAUUUAAAUAUAUAUUUUGAAAUUUUAUACGUUGAGGAAACUUUUAUGAAUUAGUCUUUACGAUGUAUAUUUAUUGACGCUGUACAAAUUUUACCGCUAGCACCAUAAUUUAAGUCAUUUUCUGAAACUCUAUUUCGUUUUUAAUUCGCUGGUGCUGCGAAAAUGUUGUGAAAGGUUAAGUUAUCCAAAACACCGCAUAAGAAUGAAAACCAGUUUUCUCAAUUUCCAGAUUUGUAAUGAAUUGUGCUUAAAUAGACGAGAAGUUUUAAUAAACUGAAGCUCAAGUAAAA